Molecule: messenger RNA, 4968 nt
Organism: Spodoptera littoralis (African cotton leafworm)
Lineage: Eukaryota; Metazoa; Arthropoda; Insecta; Lepidoptera; Noctuidae
Source: the annotation of a GenBank genome assembly
AACCAAUUUAAUUAACGUAAAAAAUUAUAACAUAUUUUAUGUAUUUACAAAAAUAUUUCAUUUUUAAUUUUAUUAAAUAGUAAUUAAUACUAGAGGACUACACCCAAAAAGUGACACUACCAACAUUCUGAAAAGAAGAUUCUGCCCCUUCCCCUUUUAUGAAACGUCAAAUCAGUGCAAAAUACAACAAUAAUAAACACGAUGAAAUUAAAUCGAAACGUAUUGAACGUGUAAUAAAUCAAGCCAAAAUGGAAUUAUUUAGAUCAGAAUCGUUUUACAUAUUUGUUAGAAAUGAAUCAAGUUUGUGGUGGAACAGGACAACCGGGGCAUUUUCAGUGCGAUCAGCGUGGGAUAUGUCUGAUAUUGAGGAUAUUGAGUGUCUGGGGAUCACAGAUGGGAUUUUGGGCAAGGUGGAACACUCUAAUAUAUACGAACCUCGUCUGAUGAUAAUAAAAGAGAGUGCUCCUGUGGGGACAAUAUACUUCCAUCACUCAAUAUAUAAAAUUAAAUCAGUAUGUUUUCUGAACAUGGGGCCUGUGAAUCAGGAGAUAGAGUUGACUCCUUGCACUAAACAUGGAUCUAUGAAUGCUGUAUCCAGUUCCAAUAAGUCUUUGAAUAAGAAGAUGGGAGCGAGGCUGUUUGAGAACUCAGCGUUUUUGAAUAAAACUGUUGGAGCUGUGAAGAAUGUCAGCAACACCAUCAAGACUACUACACAGCAGGCUGCGACACAAGUAAAACAAUCAGUAAAGAAGCAACGAGACCCGAAGCUAGCGGAGCGCUUCGAGAAACGUCUGACUGAUGAACUGCUCAAGAUAUUCGACGACUCGGAGAGUUUCUACUACUCUCGAACCCUGGACUUGACGAACAGUCUCCAAAGACAGUAUGAGAUUGAGAAGAUCCUGGAAUCCGAAGCUGGUACUGGCAAACCUGUUGUGGACAUCACGAAGUGGUGGAAACAUGUCGAUGAUAGAUUCUUCUGGAACAAACAUAUGAUGAAGGAUAUCAUUGCUCUUGGGAGUCCAGAUUGCGACCAAUGGAUUCUCCCAAUCAUCCAAGGCUACGUCCACCUGUCCCAGAUAGCGGUAGAGCCAGCAGAUAUAAACCCUUUGAACACAGAGUCUUUGUCUAACGCCAAUACUUGUGAUGAAACCUUCACGCUGGGCCUCAUUUCACGGCGGUCGAGGUACCAGGCUGGAACACGGUACAACCGUCGAGGUAUAGAACCGGGCGGUAAGGUGGCAAACUACGUGGAGACUGAACAGAUCGUCUCAAUCAUAUGCUCAGACAGCAUACACAGGGCAUCAUUCGUUCAGGUUCGUGGUUCUGUGCCAAUAUUUUGGAGCCAACCGGAAUACAAGUUCAGACCUCCGCCUCGUCUCGAUCGAACUGAAGACGAAUCCCACGCCGCCUUCAAGAAGCAUUUUGCAGAAGAACUGACAACGUACAAAAAUGUAUGUAUAGUGAAUCUAGUGGAACAACAGGGCAGGGAGCGCAUUAUAUGGGAGGCGUACGGCAACCAUGUACUUCGGUACAAUAGUCCUGACGUCAUCUAUGCCACUUUUGACUUCCACGAGUAUUGCCGCGGCAUGCACUAUGAAAACGUGAGUAUCCUAAUCAACGCGUUGGCCGACGUCAUCGGGGAGAUGCGAUUCUGUUGGCGCGACGACCGCGGCCUCAUCUGUACGCAGAACGGAGUGUUCAGGGUCAACUGCAUUGACUGCCUCGAUAGGACUAAUGUUGUACAGACAGCAAUAGCAAAAUACGUCCUAGAGCUGCAACUAUGUCGGCUCGGACUGGGCACCCCGGGCUGUGGACUCCCUCCCUCACUGCGACAGGCGUUCCUCACUAUGUGGGCCGAUAACGGAGACGUUAUCUCUAGGCAGUAUGCUGGGACUAAAGCGCUGAAGGGUGAUUACACAAGAACAGGCGAAAGAAAAUUCACAGGACUAAUGAAGGACGGUGUCGCAUCAGCUAACAGAUUCAUCAUCCGCCAUUUUAACGACGCCAUAACGCAAUGCGCCAUAGACAUUCUGCUCGGACAGGAAGUCAAUAUGGCGACGGUUGUCAACUUUGACAGUUUUUGGCGGGAUGUCAAAACUGCUUCGUUGAUGUUGGUCGAAAAUUUGGACAGUGAGAGGCCAAAGUUAGAAAUGAUGCCGUCUUACUUCGGACAUGCGUUGACUAGUGAGCUUUUGGGGGCGGAAAUCGCGUACGGGAUGGGGAGAUACUACCUCUCAACGUUCAAAGACGCGCUUCGCCAGGUGGCUAUAGAUGUGAUGACGGGCGAGUCCCGCAGUAUACCGGAUCAGCUGAUUGUUCCCGAGUGUGGAAAAUGCACUUCUGUUAAGGAUCAUACGGAGCCAGAUACGGCAGCGAUGGCGCAACAUGUGAAAUCCCUAAUAGACGAUUGCAAGAAGUUGCUGGUUGAUACGGAACCGGUACUCGGGUCCUGGGGACUUAUAGAUGCUGAUCCUAAUACGGGCGACCCUCAAGAGACGGAGAUGGACAGCGUGCUAGUACUGACGAGCUCUGCGUACUACGUGGCGGACUACGACGAGACGUCCGACAGGUUGCUCGGCGUGCAACGGGUCGCGCUCGCUGACGUCACGCUCAUUGAACUCGGACCCUUCGAUGCUAACUGUACCACGUUGUUCAGCGUGGGUCGCAAGAACACCCCGGAGCCAGUGUACUGCGUCCGCAUCCACUACUCGUGUAGCGGGGAGGCGGGCUACUUCCACAUGUUCCGCUCCACUACGCUGCGGUUCUUCAACAACAUGGCCGUCGUCAUCAAUACCAGGGACGAGAUGAUUGAAUCUCUGCACUCAAUCUGCGAGUCGUUGAUGGUGGCGCGGGACGUUGCCAAGCUCCCUCCCAUCCCUUUCCACGACGGAGUCAAGCUGGAAAAGAAGAAAUCUAAAGUCCACCCAGGCCAGUCAGGCAACGCUCGGUCCUCGAUAUACUUGGACCUAUCCCGUCUACCCACUCUCACGAGAAAUGUAAGCGAAACGCAACUCGUCGCCGACAUCCGAAGUGUUGCCGAGGGCGGGCGGGCGCGCGUGGUGCCGCUGCACAUGCACCGCAACGUGGUGGCUACCGCCAGCGACCGCUCGCACGCUGACGCACACACUGUUCGAUCAAAAGCCCUGACCAAUAUGACGGAACAAUUUAGUAAGCUGAACAAACUGAGUCACUCGUUGAACGCGCGCGCACGACCUAGUUUACAGUUAAAAUUCGACCAGAGCGCCUCUCGCACUAAGAAGAUAUUCACCCUGGGACAGAACAAGGACAAUAAGAAAAAAGGCAGCCUCUCUGACGGCAUGAGCUCUGAUUACUCCUCUGACGACGAAAACAGAACAAAUAUCUUCGAACCAACUCUCGACAACUUCGAAAAUACCCAACAUUACAUUGGCAAACCAGCACAGAAGACCGAAGCAGAAAACGACUGUGAACUCAUACAAAAUCCCCUGUACUCUUCAAAAAUCGAACCGCAUGAUACACAAGACUUUAUUCCUUCAGAAAUAGUGACUAAUGUUGAAAAACAAGCGAGUAAAACGCCAAGUAAUGUCAACAAAAUCAAUCCGUUUAACAUAGAGGCGUCGAAGACUCCGGAGAUUCAGGUGGACGGGGCUUUUGCGAAGCCUGCUCCUCCGAGUUCCCUGAUGUUGGCACAGAAACUGUCUCACAGUUCCAAUGAGUUGAAUUUCGAUGAUAGUCAGUCGGAGGGGGUGAACUUCCAUGUUCGUUCAAACUCUCAGCAUGAGAUCACGUUGAAUAUUGCGCAGUCGCACAGUGAGUCCGCCAUCAAACAGUUCAAGAACAUCGCCAGUCCUGUCGGUAGCAGCACUAAGGACAUGGUACUCUCGCCCUUGACGAAGUUGGCUAAGGGCGUCCAGAAUCUGGGGGCUAAUUUGGAUCCGAGGAAGAUUAAGGCCGCUCCAGCGGUAAAACAAGUAACAGAGCAACAAUACGAAGAACACAGGAAACUACAGGAGAAAUGGCGCGACUGCAACACUAGGCUGGUCGCACUCUAAUGCUAGUGUUGCCAACUACAAACACAGUAUUGCCAGGUGAAAAAUCUAAACAGUAUACAGAUACACAAUAAUUUAUUUAUUAUAAUUUAUUUCAUGCACAAUGUAAUAAUUUUAAUAAUGUAGACUUAGUCUGCGUGAUUUAGUUUCAUUUGUAUUUACACCAUACAGUAUUUAGUCAACUAAAUGAACGUAGUUUACGAAUUAACGAUACGAAUAGUUUGCAGGGUUGAAACGUAAUGUCCUUUAGGAGUUAGGAAGUGAAUUUUAAGAUCUAAUAAUAAUAUAUUGAAAUUCUACAAUGUAUUGAGAGCAGCCAAACUUUUAAAACAACUUAUACUCCAGUGGCGACAUCUGGUGAAAAUAAAAAAAACAGCUUAUUCUGUGUUGAUAUCGAAAUACUCUUCUCGGCCAUAAUGUUUGGUUUGAAGAUGAUGUUUUUUAAUUACUUGGAUUAAACGGCUUAUAUCUAGCUAUUCUAAAGGCUACCGUUAAAAUUGUGUAUUUCUAGUAAAUUAUACAAGUUUGGAUGUUCUCUACCUUAAAUAAUUGCCAGAAAACCUUCCUAGAAAAUCUUCAAGCUAAUCUAGCUAUUGUCUGAUCAUACCCAUAACUUCAAAUUAUGGCGUUAGAAAAUCUUUACAUUUUCAACUCUAAAUGAACUCCUAAAUAUUCUAUUAACUAGAAUCAAAUGUUUCACGCGUCUUUGAUAGUUCCUGAAAUAGCUCUUUAACUUGCAAAAAAAUAAUAAUAAUAACUCAAAAAGUAUGAAAUGCUAAUAAAAUAUUACUACAAUCUUCUACUUUUAUAACAAUUGACAUUCCUUUUAAAUAUAAUAACAAAUAGUAUUAAAAUAAGGCCUCAUUUAGUUUAUUAGUAGCGUAAAUAUGUAUAAAACAUAGACUCGCCCUGUAACAUAACUGGCGAAUCGGGGCUACCG